AUGAGAGUGAUAUUGGUCAUCUUCUUUGCCAUUUUUGUGGCAAACGCCUCACUUUUUAAAUUAAAUUACCCUAAUUCCAUCCCGUAUCAACCUUCAAUCUAUGAUUUGAGUAAGUCAUUUUUGUAUUUUACUGUGCGCUCUGUAUGAUUCUGUCCCCCAAAAAGGACUCUUCAGACCUACAACAAGCCUACCCUUGGCAAACAAACCCCAACCCAGGCAAUGGAAAUAACAAUGGAGGAUCCAGAACACCUCCUCGAUCAAGGCCACCGAGUCCCGUACGUGGUAAUAAUGGAGCUGUGGACGCGAAUGAUCUAAAUAAUCGACUGCAAGAUCUGGCCCGAGGUGGCUGGAAUCAAAGAUCAAGUCGAGGAGGAGGCUGGGGAAGUGGCGGAGGAUUCGGAGGCGGUGGAAGAGGUUGGGGAGGUGGCGGAUAUGCUGGAGGUAUUGGAUAA
This is a messenger RNA of Bursaphelenchus xylophilus (pine wood nematode), 452 nucleotides long. The record is from the annotation of a GenBank genome assembly. Lineage: Eukaryota; Metazoa; Nematoda; Chromadorea; Rhabditida; Aphelenchoididae.